ACUUGGAUACUCUCUCAGUCCUUGCUCUGCGCCUUCUUCUUCGCUCCGUUAGCUCCUAUUUGUAUCUACAUCCAGAAAGCUUUCUUCUUCAGAUUGCUCUUCGAGACUGCUUUCCGUCAUAGAGAGAGAGAGAGAGAGAGAGAAGUAGUUUUUGGAGUUCGGCUUAAUUUGGAGGAAUUCGAGUUACAGAAUUUAGUAGGAAAAUAUGGCAGAAGUGGAGCAGAAGAAGGUAGAGACCGUAGAAGCGACUUCAGAUCCUUCGCCACCUGCGACUCCACCAGCUGUUGAAACUUCAACAGAUGUUGCAGAGGAGAAGACAGUGAUUCCGCCACCUCCGGAAGAGAAAGAGAAGGUCGAUGACACCAAAGCUCUUGCAAUUGUUGAAAAGGUUCCAGAAUCUAAAGGAGAGAAGAAAAUUUCUGGAGGCUCCAAUGACAGAGAUACUGCUCUUGCACGGGUUGAAGCAGAGAAGAGAUUGGCUUUGGUAAAAGCAUGGGAAGAAAGUGAAAAGACAAAAGCAGAGAACAAGGCCCAUAAAAAGCUUUCUGCAAUUGGAUCGUGGGAGAAUAGCAAGAAAGCCGCUGUGGAAGCUAAGCUGAAAAAGAUUGAGGAACAACUGGAAAAGAAGAAGGCAGAGUAUGCGGAGAAAAUGAAAAACCAGGUGGCUCUAAUCCACAGGGAAGCAGAUGAAAAGCGAGCAAUGGUUCAAGCCAAGCGUGGAGAAGAUAUUCUCAAAGCAGAAGAGAUAGCUGCAAAAUAUCGAGCAACUGGGAAUACCCCCAAGAAACUCAUUGGAUGCUUUGGGAGCUGAAAUUUUAUGCUUGAUCAAUAUCGAAGAAAAUGAACUUACUUUCUGUAAAUUGUAUUUUGUGUUUGUUUGCUUUAGGUGGAGAUCUGAUAAUUGUUCUUUUCUGUUGUGUGUAUAGUGUGCAAGUGUGAUGAAUUACUGUGUAAAUAGGAAACAUAUUUAAUUUAUGAAAGCAAGUUUUAUAUGUUCUGCAAA
Macadamia integrifolia is the source of this 1003-nucleotide messenger RNA. Its product is annotated as remorin-like. Lineage: Eukaryota; Viridiplantae; Streptophyta; Magnoliopsida; Proteales; Proteaceae. The record is from RefSeq and is a predicted model, not a curated record. The coding region runs from base 206 to 811 and encodes 201 amino acids. The transcript has 5 exons.